AAUGGCAUCAUAUCAUAUCGUCUCCAAUUCUCCAUCUAUAAAUUAAAGCAAACGAACACCGCAGUGCGUACAUCCUGCGAUGCUCCGCCUUAUGGGUUUACCAUCCUUAACCUUAAACUAUUGUAUCCUAUGUUUUCUACUGGUUUAUGCGGCAGCUUCUGGUGUGGAGAACGAGAACCAAAAAGUAGUAGUAUGUCCAUUCCGUAGCAUAUACCAGUUUGGUGCUUCCCUCCACGACACCGGAAACUUGAUACGAGUGGGUGCCAUUGGUCCAACCCUGCCGGCUGCUCGUCUUCCCUACGGUAUAACUUUCCCUGGCAGGCCUACCGGCCGCUGGUCCGAUGGCCUCCUUAUCGUUGACUUUAUUGCUCGAGCUGUUGGGCUACCCUUGUUAAAUCCCUACUUGGACAAGAAUGCUUCCUUCACUAACGGUGUGAAUUUCGCGGUUACCGCCAGUACUGCACUUGAUAUUGGUUUCCUAGCACAAAAGGGUGUUGUUGUCCCAAGUAUUACCGUCCCUCUUAGUGGACAGAUCAACUGGCUCAAAACUUACCUCUCCUCCUCCAUCUGCGCCGCCCCGUCAGACUGUAAAGACAGACUAAAGAGAAGUCUGUUUUUUGUCGGUGAGAUUGGACGAAAUGACAUCACUUUCGCGUUAGUACAAGGAAGAACCAUUCAAGAAGUGGCGGCGUUUGUGCCCGACAUAACAACCUCUGUUAUCAAUGCUGUCAGAGAAGUUAUCCAGGUGGGUGGCAGGCGUAUCGUAGUACCUGGGACAUUUCCUUUAGGAUGUUUUCCUAAUCUGUUGAGUCAAUUCGGGACCCAGGAUCCUAAAGAUUACGAUGAACUAGGAUGUCUGCGCAGCAUCAACAACCUUACUAUCUUCAGAAACAACCAUCUCCAACAAGCUUUGGGAUCGCUUAGGAAGGAAUUUCCAGACGCCGUCAUCCUUUACGCCGACUACUACGCAGCCUUCCAAUCGUUUCUUGCUCGCGCGCCUUUACUUGGGUUCCACCAGAACAAGUUAUAUAUGACAUGUUGCGGGAGCGGUGGAGGGCAAUAUAACUAUGAUAGAAACAAGGUAUGUGGGUCCACAGGCGUGAUUUCCUGCCCAAACCCACCUCAAUACAUACACUGGGACGGCGUACAUUUAACCCAGAAAGCUCAUCUUGCCAUAUCGCAAAUAGUCAUUCCCAAUAUCCUCUCGAGAAUUCAGUGUUUCUAAUGUAAUACCAUAAAUAAAUAGGUCCCUUAUUAGAUUA
Ipomoea nil (Japanese morning glory) is the source of this 1262-nucleotide messenger RNA. Its product is annotated as acetylajmalan esterase-like. The record is from RefSeq and is a predicted model, not a curated record. Gene Ontology annotation, molecular function: hydrolase activity, acting on ester bonds. Bases 80 to 1225 code for a protein of 381 amino acids. The transcript is spliced from 4 exons. NCBI's taxonomy places the organism in Eukaryota, Viridiplantae, Streptophyta, Magnoliopsida, Solanales, Convolvulaceae.